Molecule: messenger RNA, 2688 nt
Organism: Symbiodinium natans
Lineage: Eukaryota; Dinophyceae; Suessiales; Symbiodiniaceae
Source: the annotation of a GenBank genome assembly
AUGGACCCACUGCAGCCGGAUGUCUUCCAGAAUCUGUCCGCCGAGGAGCUUGUGGAGGCUCGGCGGGAGAAGCUGCAGCACCUCUCGUUGUGGCCAAAGCUGAACUCAGGCAAGCUCUACCAGGUGACCGUUGCAGAUGUGCAUGAGUUGUUUGCCAUCUUCGAUGUGGAAGGGUCGGGCGAGAUUUCAAUGGAAGAACUCAUGGAGAUCAACAAGGUCCAAGGUCUCACUCUCACCAAGGAUGACAUUGCUGCGUUAGGACGAGAUGCUGACAAGGACGGUUCUGGGCUCAUCAGCGUGAACGAGCUCUACAAAGCUUUUAUUCAGGGGGAGGUCGCUUACAACCUCAUCAAGAAAUCCAUCAAUGAAGAGAACGACGUUCAACAUCUAGCCGAAGGGGAGUGCUUGAUCGAUGACCUGAUCGAGUGGAUGAGGCAUGAAUACGACACGAAUGCAGACUUGUGGUCCUUGCCUCAGACACUUCUGCUCUUCUGUGUUUUCCUCUACACCGCGAGUUCCCACAUGCCCAUGCGAGCCGGUUGGGAGGUCGCUGAGAACUACCCAGCUGCUGGAGUCUUCGGUUACUACAGGCUCUCCUGGCUUUAUGACCGGCUGUCUCUGCUGGACUUCCUCACGACGACGUGGGUCGAUCAGCAUCUGAACCAGGACCUCAGUCUCUACACGCCGGGCCGCUACUUCGGGCGGAACCAGGUUAUUGGCGGAUUCCGAUUUAGGCGUUCUUAUACGCCAACGCAGAACUGCAGCAUGCCGACAUACAUGGCAAAGAUCUACUACCCUUUUGAGCGGCUGGGCGUGCAAUGCUACAAGCAAGGUGGUGAGCUGUUCGACGAUAGGUGGAUCCUUUAUCACGAAAGCGCGGAUUCAGUCAGAAAAACGAUGGACGAGUGGACCUACGGAUACUGGCUGGAUGACAACACCACGGCCUUGAGUGUGGACUCCGUUCUCCUCAACCCAGUAUUGGGCACGUUUACGUUCGAGCAAUUGACUUUUAGAUUCGAGAACAAUGGCUUCAUGAAGCACGUGCAGUUUGCUGAGACUUUUCUGGCCGAUCCCUACAAAGACUGGACCAACCUGGUCCCCGACGUGCUGUUCAUGGUCAUCUUGAUGCGCAUCUUGUAUUCCGAAAUGCGGGAAUUGCUGCCCGCCCUCUCGAUUGGUUUUGACGGCAUCAUGAACUACUUGCAGUUCUGGAACAUCGUGGAUUGGUUGGCCAUCUUUUGGGGUGCAAUAUGUGCUGGAUUAUGGGUUGUGUUCUGCAUCCAUCUAUCCAUGGUGCAGCCCGCACUUGAACAGCUUCCCCUUCGGGCCAUGGAUUCCAUCGUUUUUGCCAACAGGACCUACAUGAAGCCAUGGGAGGUGGGCAUCAUGAUGCCCCGCCGAGACUAUGAGGAGCUGCUGUCGAAUAUGAUGAGGGCAUGCCAGGAUGCUUCCGUCUGGCAUGAAGCUGUUCGAAUGCUCUGCGUCUUGUACCUCUUCGUUCUGAUGAUGAAGUUUUUCAAGUCCUUCAAAGCAAACGCUCAGCUGGACGUGGUCAUCACAACCUUGUCAGGCUCUGUGAAAGAUGUGUCCCACUUCGGCAUCGUGUUCUUGACAAUCUUCUUGUGCUAUGCUUGGAGUGGUCACAUCUUCUUCGGGAAGAGCACGGAGGGUUGCAGCACGAUGUUGGGCGCCAUUUUUUGGCGGUGGUCCAGUGGUGUGGGUGUGGGAGACAUGGAGGAUCUCGAUCUGCUGGGGAGAAUACUUGGCUAUGCCUACACCUUGUCAUACGAAUUCCUGGUGCUGAACCUUCUCUUCGGUAUCCUCUUCGGAUUGAUUUUUGAGUCUUACGGCCGGACGCUGAAGGCGGCCGGCAACCCCAUCUCGGUGGUGGAACAGAUUCGCCGGGCUGUGAAGGAGAUGCGAAAGAAGAAAGACUUCCUGGACGAAUGGUACACCAUCAACAGGUUGAUCGAUGAUGACAUGCCCGCGCACCCCGCUGAAGUGGUGACAGUGAAGAGCCUUUGCGAGGCCUUUCAAUCGGACAACAUGUCCAAGGUCAAUGCCGAAUACAUCAUCCGCCAUGUGCGUGAGUUCCAAGUCAGCAAGACUUCGGAGGUUGAAGUCUCCUUACUUGAUGCGCUUCAUCUGGUAGCAAGGACACGGACGUCGAGCCUGCGUUCGGUUCAGACCACCGAAAGCAUCCUGGCUAUGUUAAAAACCGAAAGUCAGAAGCCACAAGAGAUGCGCUUUCGCUGUAUCAUGGCGGGCUUCGACCCUGAUGACGCUGGUGAAAUGCAAGAAUUCUUGCGAGUCUCCGCGCUGGAGGCCCUGGAAGAUGACAAUCCGCUGCCUGGCCAAGUGCAGCCAGUGGCGCCGACUGCUGUCCAGACUGUGCAUCCUCACUCCGAAAGCAAAGCGACGGUCAACAGCCACAGCAUCGACGGCACCAAGGAGGAGCCUGUAGAAGUCGUGGAUCGAAGCGAGCAGCAGGCGAAGGAGGCGCAGCUCAAGGCCACGCUGGACAGACUUGCAGACGCCAUGCUGGAAUCACAGGCCGAGGAUGCUGCCACAGUCUCACAGACCAUGAAGGAGGUGCGAAAUUUUCAAGAGCAGUCAGCCAACUUCCACAAGGAGCAGCAGAAUCUUGGUUGGCAAGAAUACCUGCAUCACGAAAGCAAGCAUAGCUGA